UGAAGCGUCAACACAUGACGCACCCGGGCCGCACUCGAGUCUCGGACACUCACAUCAGGGUCUGCUGACUAUGUUAUAGGAACGAACGCUCAUCGCGAACCUUUCAUGCAAGCGACCUCGAUCUUCAGACUUUCGUGGAACAUGCUGUCCCAUCUGUUCAGCAUUUGGGCCUUCUCUAUCCUCUUGUAUCCGUGUCAUGCGUCCCGCACAGGAGCGUCUGCAUCGUCCCCAACUAUUCCCAUAAUCGACGUCGGGUAUGCGAAGUAUCAGGGCUAUUACAACGCGUCAAACGGGAUCACAGAGUUCAUAGGGAUCCGAUACGGAGCGCCUCCCACUGGUGAUCUCCGCUUCGCAGCACCUCAGAUACCUAGCAUCACCUCUGGCGUCCAGCAGGCGACUGUCAAUCCUAAUAUGUGCUACCAGAGCGGCGUGAGCGGUAGUGACCUUAACGAUGCUCCUCAAUCUGAGGACUGCCUAUUUCUCAACGUGCUCGUGCCUGGUCAUAUGCCAACCAAUACGACUGUAGGCAGCGGGAUACCGGUUCUCGUUUGGGUUCAUGGUGGCGCCUAUGUUGAGGGUGAUAUUAGUAGGGCAGAGUAUAAUGCUACUGACCUCGUAAUCAACUCGCACCACUCCUUGAUCGUCGUUUCCAUCCAAUAUCGCCUUGGACUGUUCGGGUUUCUCGCCGGACAGGAGGUCAAGGACGGCGGUGCCCUGAAUGCCGGACUUUUGGACCAGCAGUUUGCAUUCCAGUGGAUACAGGAGCAUAUAUCCAAGUUCGGCGGGGAUCCAUCACAUGUAACGAUCUGGGGCCAGUCCGCAGGUGCCGGUUCGAUGCUGCAGCAUCUGGUCGCUAACAAUGGGAACACCGAGCCCCCGUUGUUCCACGCAGUCAUCUCAAGCUCUACGUUUCUUCCAUCUCAGUACUGGUACAACGAUACUAUACCUCAGUACUACUACAACCAAGUUGUUUCUUUGGGCGGCUGCGCCUCGGCGAGCGACACACUAUUUUGUCUCAGGGCUCUCAAUGCCUCACAGCUCGGGGUAGUCAACAAUAACAUCACCACCCUCUCCCCGGUUGACAGCUUUGCCUUCGUUCCCGUCGUCGACGGGACCUUUAUCGUUGACCGACCUACCGUCCUUAUGCAAGAUAGGCGUGUCAACGGGGAGCUGUAUCUAGCAUUCGGCAAUUCGCAUGAAGGCACCGACUUCGUCAACGCAGAGACUGUCGCGAACAUGUCUGUGGUGGAGUACGUCGCGGCGUUGUUCCCGAAGUUGGGCUCGGGUGAUGUACAGGAGGCUGCGUACCUGUAUCGCGAUAUGGGCACGCCGCUGGAGCAGAUGCAAUGGAUCCAGGGCGACACCGUCUUCUUGUGUCCGACGUAUUAUAUGCUUGCGGCAUUCCCUGGACGAUCUUGGAGAGGUUUCUGGGCCGUCCCACCAGGGCUCCAUGCGGAUGACUUGAAAUAUUACUUCAACAACACCGCACCACCGUAUGACAACCCAGCUUUCGACGCGUCGUACGUCGAGUCAUACAUGUCAUUCGCGCGUUUCUUCGACGUCAACCAAAAGUUCGACUUGAUUGACAUCACCCCGUACUGGGAGCCUUACGCAACCGGCAACACGGAGAUGCUGUUCAACCAUACAGAGUCGGGUGUACCUGUGGUACAGCCUUUCAAUACAGAUCAAGGGUUGGUAGACCGUUGCGCGUUUUGGCAUAGCGUAUCUGAAUUGAUAGGUCAAUAAACAUUUGAGGUUGACUUGAAUACAAGAACGCCUUUGUUUC
This is a messenger RNA of Coniophora puteana RWD-64-598 SS2, 1786 nucleotides long. RefSeq names its product alpha beta-hydrolase. The transcript has 16 exons. The coding region runs from base 106 to 1746 and encodes 546 amino acids. NCBI's taxonomy places the organism in Eukaryota, Fungi, Basidiomycota, Agaricomycetes, Boletales, Coniophoraceae. The record is from RefSeq and is a predicted model, not a curated record.